Trypanosoma theileri is the source of this 699-nucleotide messenger RNA. RefSeq lists its product as uncharacterized. The transcript has a single exon. The record is from RefSeq and is a predicted model, not a curated record. NCBI's taxonomy places the organism in Eukaryota, Euglenozoa, Kinetoplastea, Trypanosomatida, Trypanosomatidae. The coding region runs from base 1 to 699 and encodes 232 amino acids.
AUGUCGAAUGAUGCUGAGAAACAAAAAGAAAAAGAGAAUAUCUCAUUAAGUCGUCUGCACUGGUUGAUUCAGCGCAGUAAGAUAGACUAUAAGGGCAAUCCCCCGCCUUUUGAAACCCCCAAAACACAGAAAUCCGUCGAGUUUGCAAAAAAGCGGGCAUCAAAUGAACGUGUCGGCGACGCUGACUUUUUGCCUUUUUGGCACGGCACCUCUUCACUUGCGGAGGAGGCGAGAUCCGCCAAACACUUACGUGGAGUGGACAACCACAGGUUUCAAGAUCGAAUAGAUACAAGAAAACUUAACUACUACCAUCAGAGAUUAGACAAAUCCACAGGGAUCCCAGAGAUUGUAACCGCACUCUGCUGGGAUUUAAAAAUAGACGACCCAAACGCCACAAAAGCUUCUCAAUCAAAGAGGAGUGACCCACAGACGGUGCGCGCAUUAGAGAAGAAACGUAACAAAAAAGGAAUCAGUAAUCCAUACCUUGCGACACUAUCCCGUGCGGAGAGAGCAGUCAUUUAUAGAGAGGAUAUCUUGAGUCAUCCGAAAUUCACAAAAGAAAGUCGAGAGUUUUGGGAGGGUGAUGCCUGGUAUCGUGGGACCCAACUUGUGGGACCACUGCACAUAGAAACCGCAAAAAAAACUUCAGUGCCUUCCACUCGAAAUUGUAUUCGUAUGAAAGGUAGUGGUUGUAAUUAG